AUGCCGCCGGAGACAACGGGUGUUAAAGGCUCAGUCGUAAAUAACAACAGAACAGAGUUGCUCAACGGCUUGACUGUGGAAUACCCUAUUGUUGACGACGGGGACCCCAACAGUGACGGAGCGCCGCAACAGGAUCUAGCGAGAGAAUCCGGGAUGGAGGACCCAUUUGCUCAAAUCUCUGCAAACCCUUACCCUAACCCUGACCCGAAGAGCAAAAGGAGAAAGAGGACAAUACGGAGUGUGGCGAGGAGACACGCCGAAGUUUUCGAGCGGAUACCAGUGGGUCAGGCUGGGCCAAGUCUUCUGGAGACCGCGCAGGGAGUGUACAGCUCCAGGGCCGAGUACAGGCGCAGCGGGGAGGAAGGCAAGGGGUCCGGCCAGCGGCAGACUGAGCCCUACCUGGACACCUCCACCUUUGCUUUGGCCGGUGACUCCGCGCACAACCAGGCGAUGGUGCACUGGUCUGGACACAACAGCAGUGUGAUCCUGAUAUUGACCAAGCUGUACGACUUCAAUCUCGGCGCUGUAACCGAAAGCUCAUUAUGGAGAUCCGUGAAUUAUGGAAGCACUUACACAAAAAUGAAUGACAAAAUCCGCUCGAGAACGGUGUUGAGUUAUCUUUAUGUAUGUCCGACCAACAAGAGGAAGAUAAUGCUGCUGAGUGACCCUGAGAUGGAGAGCGCAGUGCUCAUCAGCUCUGAUGAAGGGGCGAGCUUUGAGAAGCACCCCAUUAACUUUUAUAUACAGAGCCUCCUCUUCCACCCGGCUCAGGAGAACUGGAUACUGGCAUUCAGUCACGACAGCAAGUUGUACAGUUCAAUGGACUUUGGAAGGAAGUGGCUUCUCGUGCACGACAACGUAAUGCCGGGCCGAUUCUACUGGGCAGCGGUGGGCUUGGACAAGGACCAGGACGUGGUCCACAUUGAGACUCGUAUCGCUAAAAGCCGAGCCCAGUACGUGCGGUGCCGGGCCCAGCGCUGUACAGAGGCCAAUCGGCAGUACCUGUUCCCUGGGUACGUGGACACCAACUCCCUGGUGGUGCAGGACGAGUACGUCUUCACUCAGGUGACAAAGUCGGGGAGGGCCAGCUAUUACGUGUCCUACAUGAGGGAGCCAUUUAAGCAGAUGCAGCUGCCUAAAUACUGUCUUCCCAAGGACAUGCACAUCAUCAGUACAGACGAGAAGCAGGUAUUUGCUGCAGUGCAGGAGUGGAACCAGAACCACACAUACAGUCUGUACAUCUCGGACUCCCCCGGGGUCUACUUCACCCUCUCCCUGGAGAACCUGAGGACCAGCCGGGGCCCCGCGGGUAACCUGCUUGUGGACUUCUACAAGGUGGAAGGCAUCCAUGGCAUGUACCUGACCAACAAGCUGAUAGACAACCGAGUGAAGACCUUCAUCACAUACGACAAGGGCCAAACCUGGGCCCUUCUACCGGCCCCGACCACGGAUGUGUUGGGCAACAACCUCCACUGCGUACUGCCAUUUUGUUCACUGCAUCUGCAUCUGGAGAUGUCAGAGAACCCCUACACAUCUGGACGCAUCUCCAGCAAAGACUCGGUGCCCGGGAUCGUGAUUGCUACAGGAAAUAUCGGAACGGAGCUGUCCUCCACCAACCUUGGGAUGUUUAUAACAUCUGAUGCGGCCAAUACCUGGAGACAGAUCUUCGAGGAGGAGCACAGCGUUUGGUUCCUGGACAAUGGCGGUGCUUUGCUGGCCGUUCUCCACUCCAACACCCCCCUCCGCCACUUAUGGAUCAGUCUAGAUGAAGGGAAGAAAUGGACUCGGCACAGCUUCUCCCUGGCGCCUCUGUAUGUGGACGGCGUGAUGAUGGAGCCAGAAGCUGAGAACCACAUCAUCACGUUUUUUGGACACUUCAGCCACCGAUCGGAGUGGCAGCUGAUCAAGAUCGACUACAAGGGCAUCUUCAGCCGGCGCUGUAUGGACGGUGAUUACCAGACAUGGCACUUACACAACAAGGCCGAUCCGUGUGUGAUGGGGGAGAAGCAGGUGUACAUGAAGCGCCGGCCUGGUAACCGCUGCAUGCUGACCCAGGACUACUCCAGGAUCUACUCCUCUGAGCCCUGCCCCUGCAGAUCCUACGACUUUGAGUGCGAUUAUGGCUUCGACCGCCAAUCGGACGGGAAAUGUUCCCCUGCCUUCUGGUUUAAUCCCAACACCACCACUAAGAGCUGCAGCACCAGCCAGAGCUUCCUCAACAGCACCGGGUAUCGAAAGGUUUUGUCCAAUAACUGCAAGGAGGGAGGGAGGAGCGUGUUCUCCCCCAGGAGGCAGGCCUGUCAGCCCAGCCCCCCCCGGGGCCUGCGCCUGUCCACCAGCCAGGGGGAGCUGGCUGCGCCCGCCGGGACCAACGUCACCUUCCUGGUGCAGCUGGACCAGGGGGAUUCUCAGAAGACCCACAUCCAGCUGCACUUUGGGGACGGCAUUAAGAUCACAUACUCCAACCUGAGCCGCACCAGCGACGGCAUCAAGCACGUCUACAGCGCCACCGGGAUCUACAGGGUGACCGCGCUCGCCGAGAACAGCCAGGGGUCCGACAGCAGCACGCUGUUCCUACACAUCACCAGUCCAGUGGAGCGUGUUCACCUCUCAGCCCCCAUGGUGGUGAGCAGGCAGAGGGAGGUCAACCUGACCGCCGUGGUGUGGCCCAGCCACUCCAGAACACUCACCUUCUUCUGGUGGUUCGACAACAGCUCCGAGCCCCUGAUAACCUUGGAGGGAACAGUGUCGCACACCUUCCAGAGCGAGGGGACCAGUAAGGUGACAGUGCAGCUGUCCUCCGGGGGAGUCGUCAUCCAGGACUCAAAACGUAUAACCGUCAAAGAGCUCUUCAAGUCACUGCUGCUGUCGUUCUCGCCGGCGCUCGACGACCACAACCCGGACAUCGGAGAGUGGAGGGCUGACGUGGGGCGGGUGGUCCGGAGGGCCCUGGCUCAGGCGUCCGGCUUCCCAGCGGACCGGCUCCUGGUGUCGCUGUACCCUGGCCUCCCGACUGUAGGGGAGCUGUUCAUUCUGCCUGACACGCACACGCAGUCUGAGCACAAGAAGAGCACACAGGAAGCGCUGGAGAGGGUGUCUGACACGUUCAUCAACGUCCUGAACCAAGGCUUGAUCCAGUUUGAGCUGAAGCCUGAAGUACGCAUCAUUGUGUACAUGACGCAACAAACACUGGCGCCUCAUGUGGAUCCGGGGUCCAUCCACAGUGGGCCCGCCCUGCUCAUGCUGCUGUCGGUGGUGUCCGUGGGCCUCGCAGCGUUCUUCAUCUACAAGUUUAAAAGGAAAAUCCCCUGGAUUCACGUGCAGGCCGAAGACAGCCAGGAGAAGGACCCGGAAGUGAUCAGCACGGUGGGUCAGAACGACAGCAUGUCAAAGGUCAAGCUCAGCGAGUUCCCCUCCCAGAAGGACCUCCUGGAGAAAGAACUGGAGAUAAGGAGCAGAGGAGGAAUGGGAAGAAACAUGGAGAGAGUAAUCACAAGGGAGUUUCCGAACUGCACUAACGUCUGAUGUGGUCGUAGUCGAGAGUAAGUACAGGGUGGUUGGUGUAGUGAUCGGGAUGAAUGAUGUUUCGCUUUUACAGAACGUGUUCAUCAAACACUGUUUUCUGCAUUGGGACGCCACUUUUGACAUUCAUUCAUAGAAUAUCAUGAAUAUUAUUAUCGUGACGAAGAAACAAGUAUUCUACAAAGCUGGACUUUAAACGUGUAAAUACGUCGAACGAAAAAGAUAUGUAGUUACAUGUGUUAUUAUUAUAAAGUGAUCUUUGACGGAAGAAUUUUACGACACAAACAAGAUAAGGGAAUUGGGGAAUUGGCGAAUGUAUGUGGCACCCUUUUGGAUUUCCAGAAACGUGUGGCUAUAUAUCAUAUAAACUGAUA
Messenger RNA from Gadus chalcogrammus (walleye pollock), 3896 nucleotides. It is a transcript of the gene sorcs3b, whose product is annotated as sortilin related VPS10 domain containing receptor 3b. Gene Ontology annotation, molecular function: protein binding. The record is from RefSeq and is a predicted model, not a curated record. The coding region runs from base 1 to 3525 and encodes 1174 amino acids. NCBI's taxonomy places the organism in Eukaryota, Metazoa, Chordata, Actinopteri, Gadiformes, Gadidae. The transcript has 27 exons. Gene Ontology annotation, cellular component: membrane.